Trifolium pratense (red clover) is the source of this 923-nucleotide messenger RNA. RefSeq lists its product as uncharacterized. NCBI's taxonomy places the organism in Eukaryota, Viridiplantae, Streptophyta, Magnoliopsida, Fabales, Fabaceae. The record is from RefSeq and is a predicted model, not a curated record. The coding region runs from base 180 to 923 and encodes 247 amino acids. The transcript is spliced from 2 exons.
AAUCUUUUGUGAGUCCGGAAAUUAUUUUCAGUGCAACAUCAUCUGGUGUAGUUGAAAUUUUAAGGAUUUGUUUUCUCUAUAUUCCUGAUUUGGUUUGGACUAACAUUCCAAAUGAAGGAAACGUGGUUCAAAUUGCCAUCAAGAAUAGGCAAGAAAAAGUUUUUAGACUUCUUUGUAAGAUGCCAAUAAUUUGCAAGCUUUUAGUGUUGGCAAUAGAUGAAUCAAAUAACACUGCAUCACACCUAGCAGCAAGGUUUACUUCUAAAAUAGAAUCAAAUUCAGGUGAAGCAUUGCAAAUGAUAAGAGAGUUACAGUGGUUUCAGGAAAUAGAGAAUUUGGAUGACCCUCUCCAUAAAGAAGUUAAAAACAAAGAUGGUAAAACAGCUUCCCAAGUGUUCAUGGAAGAACAUAAACCAUUAAUUAAAGAAGCGAAGAAUUGGAUAAAGGAUAGAUCAAACUCUUGUAUGGUAGUGGCAACUCUUAUUGCUACAAUCACCUUUGCGGCUGCAAUAACUGUACCUGGAGGUAACAACCAGGACAAAGGAACACCAAUAUUCUUGCCAAAUCACAAAUUCGGCGUGUUUAUGUGGUCCAAUGCAGUAGCUUUCUUUUCCUCACUGACUUCUCUUCUGGUGUUUAUAGCAAACAUGAAUGGAUACUACACUGAAGAAGAAUUUGUGAUUGUAUUACCUCAAAGAUUAGUAAUCGGUUUGAACUUCUUGUUUGUUGCUGUGGUGACAACAAUGGUAGCAUUUAUUGGAGCUCUGUCUUUGUUUCUAGAGGACAGAUUCAAAAAUUUUACAACUAUUAUUUGGUCAUUGGCUUCUAUUCCAUUUUUAAUAUCUGUAAUGCUUCUGCUUCCAUCUACUACUGUGGAGUUACUAUAUAAAAAGCUUUAUGAUCCUAAAAAAGGGUCUAUAUGA